CAUAAAGUUUAUGCGUGUUGUAGUCGAGUAGUUUAGAAUGCAUUAAGACGGAUAUUUUUGUGCUGGUUUUAGAGAACUACUAUUCGUUCUCUAGAAAACUGAGAUACUAUAACAGCAAUAUGAAGUAUUUGAUGUUAUACUCGACAUUGAUAUUAUGUGUAUAUUAUGUUUCUAUAUGAAAUGUAAAGAGUAGAGGCGACAAACAUUCGCUGUUAAAAAGUAGUCAAACUGUUCUGUAGAUGGUAUUGUUUGCAUAGCAAUUAUAGUUCGAUACCGAGUACAGAAUAAAAGGAAGCCGAAUGAAUGCCGAGCUGUGAGCCGAGUGCCGAGUGAGGGAGGAAAAACAUUCUAUCCUGUUCUGUAAUAGAUCUCUAUACUAUAUUUACAUGAUGUUGUAAGGGGUUGAUAUAUUCGUGUCCCAGGCUGAGUGAGGAACCAACGACAAUGGCUCGGUACACGAAGCUGCGUUCAUUUUGGGUCAAACACAAGCUGGGAGCUCGCCUUAAAGUGUUGAUUGUGGUCGUCGCGUUUGUGUUUCUGAUCACUCCUCUGAGGAACGUGGUCAUCCCAGGCUGGCCUCAUGUGUUCAGAGACCUGAGUACGAUUAAGGUUGCGCGCAUCCAUGUUGUUGAUCUGUUUUUCUACGUGGACCGGAGUGAGUACACAGAGUCCUGUGACUUCGUCAAAAAACGGUUGGAAAAUGUAAAAAUGCCGAAACUGGAUGACAUGCCUCAUUACAGUGCAGAGGAAUUUCUUCGUUUCGCCAGUAAGAAAAAGCGGUCGUUAGACAAGGAUUUGGCGGCUGUCCUGAACAAGUACCAGCCGUCGCUGACAGGCCGGGAGCAGCAGAUGAUGUUGUUCGCCAUGCUGUCCACCACCCAGGCUCUCUCCGCCUUCAACAUCUCAUACUACGUCUCCGACGGCACUCUGAUUGGCUACUGGCGCCACCAUGGCCUCACGCCCUGGGAUGAUGACGUCGAUAUGUUUAUCGACAGCGAAAAAUGGCCUUUGGCGAGGAAAGUCCUCUCCUGUCUUCCUGACCUGGAGCUGAACAUGGGCUCCGACUACAUGUGGAAACUUUUCCACAAAGACGCGGAAUUAUGGCAAGGCGAGUCCUUCCUCAAGUUCCCGUUCAUCGACGUGUUCCUCUACAGGAAUGACUCGGAGCACGUGUGGCCGCUCACCAUCUGGCUCAAGCCAACAAUCAUUGCCCCAGUAGACUGGGUUCUCCCCCCUGCCCAAGGUGUGUUUGAGGGGUGGCCGAUAGCCAUCCCCCGCAAGCCUGUGGAGUUUUUACGUCUGGAGUACGGCUCCCCGAUCUCUGAUGACUGCUACUCCAGAACCUUUAUGCGGCGGGAGAGGUACCUGGUGCCCAAAGAGGACAGGUCUCACCUCCCUUGCUCCGUCUUGAAAGAUGCCUACCCGUUUGUGUCGAGACAACGAAUCGACCAGAAGACCAACACGGUUCUAGAGGAGAGAGUUCUUCUCUCGCAAGUCUUGUCUUCUUUCAACACAUCCUACAGAGGGGUGUUCUGAUGAGGCCUUUCGUGAUUGCUCAGGGCUGAUCUGGGUUGAAGCUUUGUCUGGGUAACCCUCCAUCUUGAAAUUAUCAUUCCACGGAGUAUUUCUAUAUAUUGGAAUAAUUGUGAAACCUUGUUUUUUGUUUUUUGUUUUUUUUUGGGGGGGGGGUUUGUUGGUUUUUUUGUCAACCAAACGGCUCUUUCUGUUUUACUAUUAUCAUGAAUAUUUUGAAUUGAUUUGUCGGUUUGCUGGUUUUUUUCUUUUUGGACGGAACGGGAGGAAGGGGUUGGUGUUUUUCUGUUGUGCGGUCCUAGUGGUAGGUACUUAUCAUGUAGGAAGUAUGAAGAAGAAGUCCCCGUUCAUGUCUGUAGAAUUGAUAUUAAUACUCACUUGUGAGAAGGAAUAGAUUAUUGAUGAGAAAUGUGUUAUUGUUUAUUAAGUUUCAGAAAUAAUUUGUCACUUCCAUACACUCUCGCCACAUGAUGCUUCGCUACUGUAAAAGCAUCCCGAUUAAACCGGAGCCCUCAGCCUCAGAUUUUUUUCUUUUGUUUUCAAUCGAAGGACCCCGAUAGAUGGGACUUGCAUAAUCUGAUUUUUUUUUUUACCUGUCGUAACUGACUUUUUAAUGGAAUUGACAUGAAAAUGCAGAGGGGGGGGGGAGGGGUUUCAAUAUUUGCAUGGCGUAAGUAUUCGCAUUUUUAUUUGCCUGUAAAAACCAGUAGAUAAUCCAGCUUAAGCUGCGCAUGUUCACAAGUUGAAGUGGAGCUUUUGAAUGCUCAAUGUGUGACAAGCUUUUGUCUGUUAGAAUCGCGGUCUCAUUGGCCAUAGAUGAAGCCACAAGUCAUCUUAACUUUUAAUACUUACAGUAGUUCUUCUAUUUCGCUUGACAAACAUUUUCUUCUGCUAAUGUAUUGGGCAUUGUCAGACGCUGACAGUUGAACUCUUCUUCUUCUUCUUCUUUUUAUUAUUAUUAUUAUAAUUUCAUGUAAUUACUAUAUACACAUGUUAAAUUCAUUACUACUGUUCGUUUGUAAUUUUUAUUUCAUUAUCUGGGGUUCCUCUAAUUAUUUUUCCAGAAGCUCUUGAUUUUUUGGGAGGAUUCCCAGCUAGGAAAACACCUCUUUUUAGUGAUGGAGUGGUUGACCGGUCAGUGGCUGAGACUGGGAGGGUCAGGGCCCAGCUUUGGGAACUGUUGUUGUAAAUGACGGGAGGGAGAAGUGCGUGGAAAAGUUAGGUCAUAGUGGACUCCCCGUCGCUGUUCUAAAACAAAAUUGUCUUCUAUUUGAAGUGAGGUACAAAUAGGAACUUUCUGAUGUGAGGCAAUAGAGGCGAAUGACUUCAACUGAUGAAUGAUUUUAUCCAUUGUGAAAUUAUGAAAGCAAUGAAUAAUGUGCCCCUAUAAUGUGUCAUCCUCAGUUGAGAUCUGGACUGUGUAGAUGCUCCUUUGCUAGUGGACAGUUCAUUCACUCGUCGUGUUCUAUUUACAGUCAAGCAGUACUGUGUCUGUAGCAAGUACUGUAUGACUAUCAAGCUUUUCACAACACCUGUCAACUUCAAAUUUAAAACGUUAAAGAUGAAAACAAA
This is a messenger RNA of Aplysia californica (California sea hare), 3105 nucleotides long. RefSeq lists its product as uncharacterized. The transcript is spliced from 3 exons. The record is from RefSeq and is a predicted model, not a curated record. Bases 445 to 1536 code for a protein of 363 amino acids. Lineage: Eukaryota; Metazoa; Mollusca; Gastropoda; Aplysiida; Aplysiidae.